Astrephomene gubernaculifera is the source of this 2357-nucleotide messenger RNA. NCBI's taxonomy places the organism in Eukaryota, Viridiplantae, Chlorophyta, Chlorophyceae, Chlamydomonadales, Astrephomenaceae. The record is from the annotation of a GenBank genome assembly.
CAGCUCUUUGCCUCACCCCAUGUUGAAGACCAUUAUAUUUGUAACCCUUAUGACUGGAAUCUUAAGACCGGGCGGGUCUCUAACGCACCAAACUGUUACCCUUCACUUAUAAACGAUAACAAUUUCUGUUUGUACAUUUUGUUAAAUGCAAGCAAAGCAAAUACACCGACAAUGCCAGCUCGGCAGGCGGCAACAUGUUCACCAACCACGGGUCGCUUUUUGCCAGCCUAGGGCGCGAGGCCUGCGCUGCCAUGCGGCAGCAACUACCCUUGCUCCUACAAGAGCACCAGGCGCUCUGUCGUCGGGCCGUCAACGGCCGCUCGACAUGGAGAAAGACAUUUGCAACAUCAUCAGCAAGUACUCGCCGGACUACGUUAGGAGCAGGGUCCUGCGGGGCCCGGGAGACGCAUUCAAAUGCCUGUUCCGAGUAGCCGAGAUCACGGGUCGUGUGGGCUGGUUCGUGGGCUCGCUGACCGCGGACCGCCUGACUGGGCACCAGGACACCCCGGAGCGGGUCAAGAUGCGGGCUGCGCAGCUGCGCGAGAUGCUGACGGCGCUGGGCCCCUCCUUCAUCAAGGCGGGCCAGGUGCUGGCCAACCGGCCCGACAUCGUGCGGGAGGACUACAUGAACGAGCUGUGCGUGCUGCAGGACGACGUCCCCCCCUUCCCCGACUCCGUCGCCUUCUCCAUCAUGGAGGAGCAGCUGGGCAGGCGGCUGGAGCAGGUGUUUAGCUCCAUCAGCGAGCGGCCCGUGGCGGCAGCCAGCCUGGGGCAGGUGUACAAGGCUGUGUUGCGCGACACGGGCGAGGAGGUGGCCAUCAAGGUGCAGCGGCCGGGGGUGGAGCCCACCAUUCUGAGGGACCUGUUCGUGUUCAGGUCUCUUGGCUGGCUGUUCAACGCGCUAUCCCGGCGGCGGCUGGGCUGCGACGCGGUGCUGAUCGUGGACGAGUUCGGUGAGAAGCUGCUGGAGGAGCUGGACUACACGCAGGAGGCGAAGAACAUCCAGGAGUUCGAGAGGAACUUCAGGUCCGACCCCACCGUGAAGAUCCCCUGGGUUCGCCCCGCGCUGUGCGGCCCGCGCAUGCUUGUGAUGGAGUGGAUAGACGGCAUCCGCUGCACCGCUCCUGACGCCAUCCGGAGGUCGGGGGUGGCGGUGGACGACUUCAUAAAGUGCGGCGUGGUCAGCGGGCUGAGGCAGCUGCUGGAGUUCGGUCUGUUCCACGGCGACCCGCACCCGGGAAACAUCUUCUGCCUGCGCGACGGCCGCAUCGCCUACGUGGACUUCGGCAACGUAGCGCAGCUGAGUGCGCGGAACAAGGCGGUGCUGAUCGACGCGGUGGUGCAUGCGGUGAACGAGGACUACGGAGCCAUGGCGGAGGACUUCAUCAAGCUGGGCUUCCUGGCGCCGGGCACCGACAUCGCCCCCAUCGUGCCCGCGCUGGAGAAGAUCUGGGCGGACUCCAAGGGGCAGUCGCUGGCGGACUUCAACUUCCGCACCGUGACCUCCAAGUUCAACGAGCUGGUCUACCAGUACCCCAUCCGCAUUCCCGAGCGCUACUCGCUGGUCAUCAGGUCGCUGCUGACGCAGGAGGGCAUCUGCAUGACGCUGAAGCCCGAGUUCCACUUCCUGGAGGUGGCCUACCCCUACGUGGCGCGCAGGCUGCUCACGGACGAGGACCCCGCGCUGAGGGAGAGGCUGUUCCAGGUGUUGUUCCAGGACGGCCGGUUCCAGUGGCGGCGGCUGGAGAACCUGCUGAAGCUGGCCAAGGAGGGGGCGGCGGGAGGGGGGGCAGGGGUAGGGGGAGCAGCUGGGGGGUCCAGCAGCAGCAGUAGUGCCAGCAGCAGCAGCGGGGGUGGGGGUCUGGACCUGAGUGACACGGCCAAGGAUGUGCUGCGGGUGCUGCUGCUGGAUGACAAGCUGAGGAACCAGCUGCUCCUGGCGCUCACCGAGGAUAACACGCUGCACGUGCGCGAGCUGCUGCGGCUGCUGGCGCUGGUGCGCGGCGACAUAGACCCGCAGCGGCUGCUGGGGCAGGUGGUGGCGGGGGCGCCGGCGCUGGGGCGGCAGCUGCUGCUGGGCUGGGCGGACAAGGUGCUCGUGUCGUGAGGGGUGGGGGGCGCGCUAGUACCUGCGGGGCUACCCUGCAAUAUCAGCUGGUGUGGUGGGGAGGGUCAGGCGGGGAAAGUGUGAAUAGUGAAGCAACGGAGUCCCAGUCCCAUACCGUAUCCCGACGGAGGGGGUCAGGAGGCGGCAGAUGACCAAUCGGGAGAGCGCUGGGACUUCCCCACACCGCACGUGCCCACGGCAGGACUUACUGUGGGGUGUUGUAAAGCAGUCAAGAGGAGGAGGAGGAGCU